CUUCUCUGCCGGAACCUUUGCGUUAGGGCUCGCGAAUGGGAAGGAGGUCAAUCGUGAGAGGACCAUUGUGCACUGCCGGAACUGUCCCUUUCGGAAAGAAGAGGUUUGCUGUGCUGCUCCGCUUGCGGAGGUUAUCCGGACUAAAGAAUACAGGAGAGGCAUGCUGGCCCAGGUGGCUGCUUUUGGGGGGCUGAGCCUGCUUCGCAGAGGGGCAGGAAGUUCUCUGCUUAGUUCUCAGUUACUCUGGAAUGUUCAUUGUCGAGCGAACCAUUGGCAGUCUUCACUUCUUGGACUGAGGACAGCGCUACCCAUGAGAGCAGAGCCGAAGAAGAAGAAGAAGGUAGACCCAAAGAGAGAAAUAGCCCAGAGGGAUCGGAUGAAGAAGAAGAUAAAAAAAAUGGAAAAAGUUGGUCAAGAACUGAUUCCCAUUGAAGAUUUUAUAACACCAGUCAGAUUCAUGGAUGAAACAAGGGUGCGAGCCACCUCUCCGCUGUCCUUCGAAGAAAGCGACAGGCGAGCGCUGCUUCUCAAGAAGUGGUCUUCGUACAAGCAAAAGCAGCACAAGGCAGAAAUGGAUACAAUCAAAUCCCUUGUGUACGCCCGGGAGGAGGCAUUAAAAGAACUGCGCCUGGAAUCUGAGGAACUGUAUCAGGCAGCCGUUCAGCGAGAUGAUGGGCUGCUCCCUUUUGAGAGGCAGGAGCCUAUGCACUCACCACCGCUGCCUAAAUACGAAGCUCCCGAAGGGAAAUGCAUUGACAUCACUAAAGUAUAUACACAAUGAUUUGGAAAGGUUGCCAAGGAACUGCUGGAAGAUGCUCCAUUCAGUAAACGCAGUCACAGCAGUAUGAACAAUGUCUGGCCAUUUGUUGUGAGAAGCUAAUAGAAAAAAACCACGCAAGACCAACCAACCUUUUUCUGCCCUGCAGACACGCCAUACAUUUAAAAAACAUUCCCCCAUCCCAAGGAUCCUGGGAACUGUAUUUUAUUAAGGGUGUUGUAGCUCAGCGAGAGAUAAGUUAGUUCCCAGGAUCCUUUUGACGGUGGUGGAGAUAUGCUUUGAGUGUAUGCGCAACCUUAGAAUAGGCCCAGGUAUGUUCUAAACACCCACCAUCUUUUGUACAAACACCCACCAUACUUCUUUUUGUACAAAGAGUAUGCAACAUAAACACCAUUUGAAAGA
Messenger RNA from Rhineura floridana, 1180 nucleotides. RefSeq names its product mitochondrial ribosomal protein L40 (gene MRPL40). Gene Ontology annotation, cellular component: mitochondrial ribosome; mitochondrial large ribosomal subunit. NCBI's taxonomy places the organism in Eukaryota, Metazoa, Chordata, Lepidosauria, Squamata, Rhineuridae. The record is from RefSeq and is a predicted model, not a curated record. The transcript is spliced from 4 exons. The coding region runs from base 161 to 781 and encodes 206 amino acids.